Ilex paraguariensis (yerba mate) is the source of this 411-nucleotide messenger RNA. NCBI's taxonomy places the organism in Eukaryota, Viridiplantae, Streptophyta, Magnoliopsida, Aquifoliales, Aquifoliaceae. The record is from the annotation of a GenBank genome assembly.
AUGUCAUGUUCCUAUGUAUUGGCAAGUCAUACCGAGAUUGUUCUAUGGCUUGAUACAUGUGUAACAAGAUCUAGAAGAACACUUAUUGUGACAGGAAGCAAAGACAAUAGUGUUAGGUUAUGGGACUCCGAGAGCAGAAGUUGCAUUGGGGUUGGCACCUAUCAUACCGGAGCUGUUGGAGCUGUUGCUUUUUCAAAGAGCAAGCGGAACUUCUUUGUUAGUGGUAGUAGUGACCGUACCCUCAAAGUGUGGAGUUUAGAUAGUCUUGCUGAUGAUGCGGAAGAAGCUUCUAAUUUGAAAGCAAAAGCAGUUGUAGCAGCCCACGAGAAGGAUAUAAAUUCUUUGGCUGUUGCACCAACAGCAUGUCUUAUUAUGUAUAUGUUCUCCACAGAUGCGCCACUGUUUGCGUAG